This is a messenger RNA of Lymnaea stagnalis (great pond snail), 942 nucleotides long. The record is from the annotation of a GenBank genome assembly. Lineage: Eukaryota; Metazoa; Mollusca; Gastropoda; Lymnaeidae.
AUGUUCGGCGUGGCGCCGGCCAUCUCUCUGUUCGGCGUCCUGGGCAACAUUUUCAGCAUCGUCGUCCUGGCGAGGCAAGGGCUGAGAAGGUGCUCCAACAUUCUGCUGGUCUCCCUUGCAUUUUGCGACAUCACGUUUCUCGUCUCGUUCAACGGCGUCCCGAAGAUCAUCUACGAGGCCGUCUGGAACCACGAGUACGUGGGUUACUCUCUACUCGAGACCGAUAUCUUAUUCGUCGCGUUUAGCGCGUUCAUGUUCUUGGACUAUUCGUUCGGCCUGAUGGGCCUAACCCUUCCAAUGCUGAUAACCGUAGAGCGUCUCGUGGUCAUCUUCUUCCCCUUAAAUUUCCGCCGUAUUAUCACCCCGGCCAGGACGUGGGCGGCUGUGGCAGGCUUGGCCUUGUACUGGAUCUCCAUCUUUUUAUAUUCCAGCUUCUGGCAAGAAAUAAGAUACGAAUUUGACACAACGAAGAACGUCUCUAUAGGGAUUAUUAGAAAGUCAGCGUUCUUCGAACAACAUCUUGACGUCGUAGCCGCCUUUGAGGAUCUCCUCAUCUACACAAGCAUGAUCAUCCCCCCUGUCUUCACCGUCGUUGGCUGCGUCGUCAUCUCCGUCAAGAUAAAAAUGACGUCGCUCAAGCGUCAGAAAAUGACGACGAAACUCAAAACCGGAAGCCGUACGACGAGGACGCUGCUGGCCGUCUGCGCGGUCUACUGCGUCACCGCUGCCGUGGUGUCACUUCCGUUGUACAUACCCCAGUACGCAUCGUACUCUCUAACGGACGAGAGUCCGUCCAACAUCGGGAAGAUAUUCUAUCAGCUCGUGAACACUGUUGGAUGCAUCAACAGCUCCAGCAACUUUGUGGUGUACGUCGCGUUAAACAAAAAUUUCAGGGCCACGUACGUUGAGAUCUUCAGGUGCCGGAAAAAACAAAAAAAGUAA